Molecule: messenger RNA, 4731 nt
Organism: Sparassis crispa
Lineage: Eukaryota; Fungi; Basidiomycota; Agaricomycetes; Polyporales; Sparassidaceae
Exons: 3
Coding region: 1-4731 (1576 amino acids)
Biological process (GO): positive regulation of GTPase activity; regulation of small GTPase mediated signal transduction; negative regulation of TOR signaling
Cellular component (GO): cytoplasm; nucleus; TSC1-TSC2 complex
Molecular function (GO): GTPase activator activity
Source: RefSeq, a predicted model, not a curated record
AUGGAAGGGUCGAUUCUUCGAGUGCUAGAGGUUUGGAUCGAAGGUGCCUUCGAGGGGUUGACGAUCCGCGGCACUAUCUCACAAGACGAGCGUGCAGAACGUCAGCGCAGCGUGGAGAAACUUACCGCCCUUCUCACGGCGCUGGUGGGCAACCCGGAGUUCGUGUCGAGGCUGUCGGCUGGGGACACAUCAGGCGUGCUGCAGCUCUGGGGAAGACUGAUUGACAAGGCGCUAUUUGUCCCGACGGACCACCGUUCUCCGCCGAUGUCCCCCGUCGCGGACUUGAAGAUAACGCCGCAACGCGUACCUUCGCUCCAUAGGCGACAUCACUCGUCGACGUCGAUUCCGCAGUUGCUUCUGCUCAAGCACCCUGCGGACCUCGCCGUGGAUGCGUACUUGACGUACCUCUCCACAAGGCUAAGGGCGCUAGCCCCAAGCCACCUGCAGAUGAUUUUGCCGCUACUCUUUCGCGCGCUGGCCUUCUAUGCAACGCCGCUGCCGCGCAUCUCGCUCACGCCUCUUCCGCGUUCGAGCUCGCCGCAUGAUCGCACCCUCGAAGAGCGGGUUGUGAGCAUGCUUGAGGAGCUCAUUUCAGGCCCGUUUUCCUCGUCUUGCAUGCUGCUGGUCAAGCAUUUUCUCAUCCCCUCCCACCCGGACCUGCGGACGUCGAUCCAGAUAUCCGUAGGUGCGCUCAAAACGCUGCGUAGUUCGAUACGCCGUGUUUUCAUGAGCCGCCUCGCCCGUGCCUACAUCGCCCGUACCUCUUCCAUGCAAUACACGCCGGCGGGCGUCCCUUCGCAAGUUGAUCUGGAGAGAGGCUUGAUGGAACUUGCUUGGGCCAAGGAUGAAGCAGUUUCUUGGGACCUCAUCCGGGUCCGGAGUGUGCUCUGCCGUGCCACUCGAGCAUGGAUUGAGAAAGACCACGAGGCAGAUAUCGUCGGCGCACCCAAGGAGAUGGUUCUGUAUGAGAUUGCUAGCAUCUUGAAGGACACAGUGCAGGCGCUUGACGAGAGAGGAGAAGGCGAGGAGGUGGAUGACGAGGAAGUCAGCGCUGUAGGGGACAUACUGCAGGAGCUUGUCGGUUAUGUCCGUUCAUUGAAAACUAGGGAGGGUGGGAUCAUUCCCAUCUCGCUUUCGCAGACAGAUGAAUCUUCGCCAUUCCUGAAUGCGCUCUCGACUCUCUUAGCUCAAGAUCUCAUGACGACUCCUCUCUAUCCUGUUCUUCCUUCCAUUAUCCUUUCUGUGUCUGGCCAUCUCCCCGAUGCAGAGACCUCGCAGUUACUGGUUGUAAUGUCUGAGCGUCAGUGUCUCUCGCCGACAUCCCCGUCAUGGCUGGAUUAUUGGGGAAGCGUGUUGGCCAUCCCAGAUCUGUACAGUCCUUCUCGACCGACGACACGCCAGAUGGCUAUGGACGUUUUGCAAUCAGUGUGGGAAUUCGUGAAGGAUAUUCCCGUAUAUCGCAGACCACUGGCGAGCCUUGUGUUCAACUUCUGGAGGCAACAAAUGUCGGACGAAAUGGAUGAUGUCACGGUGUCGAUAAUGUGGCGCAUUCUUGGCGAUGAAGUUGUUCUGCGCAACGCUGAGUACUAUGGACAGGACGCGACGGCCUCUAGCGAUAGUGAUCUACAACUCGCCGAAGAGAUCCUCACUUUCUUGACUGACGUCGCCUCGGAGAAGCAUGAAGAUGAUGAAGACGCAACAUCUAUCAGAACGACGGAGACGCAGUCACCAUCCCCUCAUGGACAGGCGCAAUUCUCUCCCGGUGCAUCCGCGGUUACCUCUCCUACUGUGUCCAGGAUGCAGUCGGACGUUCAGGCCCCUGCAAGAGACAAAGAAGCAUCAAUGCCUUCCGUAAUGUCCCUGUUUACGUCCCUCACUUCGGGUCACUCGUCGCGCUCGCAGUCACGACCACGACCAUCUCAGGAUCGAACACCUAUGAUGGAAUCUCCAUCACCGGUUUCUGAGGUCCAGCCGAUGCCGAAGGCGGUGGGCGCGGUCGCUGCACUCGUAUCUGUGUUCAGCCAGCUUGCCUUCACUCCGCUAGUCCUUGUUGAGGGCAAUGCAGAACUCGGCGUGCGUGUAUUCAGGACCCUCGUCGAUCUGAUCUCCACAGCGAACUGCGUGAGGGCGAGAUUGGCUGUACUGCAGUUUCUCGUGCGACUGAGGGUAGACCGUGAUCACAGGCUGUACUUUACCUCCGCAGAUUACGACAAGCAUGGACAUGUGUCUCAUCUGGCCAGCUUGAUCAAUCGAACUCCAAACGCUGCAGGCUCUGCUGACGAGGUCAGUCCUGACCAAGACUUUCGCAGGGCACGCCCUCGUGUGCCGCAGGAGCGAGAUGGGCGGAGGGUGUCAAGAGGCAGGGGAGGGCCGCCUUCCAAGAUCGAGCCAAGCAGGAGUCGUUCCAGGGUGGCUACUCGAUUACUUUCCACACCUCUACCUGUCCAGCAGCCGAAAGCAAGGGCACCGAUGUGGUCUAUCCCGGAGACGUUGAUGAUUUCUGUCACAGAUGUUGACACCCCCAGCGAAGGCCUUAUAUCCUACGAUCCCGCAGGCCCUGGGAAUAGAAAGGUGCUGCCUCUGUCGUCGUAUCUGCUCAAGAUCAUUGAAAUUAUCAAGACGGAGAAGGAAUGGGAGAUCCUUUCUUACAUCCUUUGCCACCUCUCUGCACAGCUGGCCAACAAACACUUGGUUUGCGGACCGAAAUCACGCGCUGUCAUCGCGCAACUGCUCUCUGUGUUGUGCACAGCAAUUUCGGAGGGUAAGUUGGCCGCGACUAUCGAGCGGUGGCCUGAGGGUAUUAUCCCGCGGGAUGCUCACGGAUUGGCAUACCAUACGUUAACAGUGCUCAUCAGCUAUAAGCGGUGUUUCAUGGAUGUCCAACUUCAACAUCAUCUUGUUGAAGUCUUCCUUUUAGGUCUGAGCGGGCAACCAUCCACCAUCAAGUGCUGUCUCCAUGCCCUGUCGUUGUCUGCUUUCGAGCUGCAACCUUCGAUGACGAAGUACCUGUCUCGGAUAUUGGAGAAACUUUCUCAGAUCAUGUCGAAUCCAGCCAUGGCAGUCCAUAUCAUCGACUUCUUGUCCAUCGUUGGCUCACUUCACAGUCUUCACGCGAAUUUUACCGACGGAGACUACAAGAUGGUCUUCGGUGUUGCUCUGCAGUAUCUGCAACAUCACAAUCGUCCUGAUGAGACUUUAUCAAUAUCGUGGGCACUCUCCCAGCACGUGCGCAUCAUGUCGUACUACAUCGUUUACCUCUGGUUCCUGGCUGUCAAACUUCCAGACAGACCUCGCCACAUCAAGUUCAUCACUCGGCAACUCUUACUUGCGAACGAGGGUAAAAACGAGGUAGACGAACCGGCGGAAGUAUGCUUCGACUGGCUUGCACGUUACGCCUAUGCAAGCGCCGAUCCGCGCCCUGCUCACUCGAUGCUGGAUGAGGUCGUCAUGAAUCCGAUUGUACCCAAGGGAUCGCCGGAACCUGCGCUUUGCGAGAAGACAUGGAUACUGGGCAAUUCAGUGGUGACUAUACGUGCGCUGGCAAGGCGCGGCUGGAUGGAGGUACUUUCUCGACGAGCAUCGGGCUUGACGAAGUUUCUCUGCAGAGCAGAAAACGUCCCCAUGAUUCUGCCUGGUGAUGUUGAUCCGGAUUUCGUAUCCAUAUCUGCUAGCUUGUCAAUGGAGCGUGGACUCGGUGAACAGGGACCGGAAGGCACCAAUCCGCAGACCGUUUGUUCUGAUGCCAUAACUGAUACGGAUAGGACUGUUCGUCGUCCUGACCCAAUCACAGGCUACGUGUGGAGCGGCUCAGCUCCUUCCCAACGGCGCAAAGAGGUUUCAAUCGAUCCAGCGUACGUUGCGCUGCAAAUAUCGUCAUAUCCGGACAACGGACCAACAACUAGAGGGCGUUUGGUUACCGACACGAGCAGAAUGGCCGCUUUCUUCCGGACGUUGGACAGAAUGCCCGUCAUUGAUACCCACAAGGUUGGGAUCAUGUAUGUGGCUCCUGGACAGACAAAAGAGGGCGAAAUUCUUCGUAAUACUCACGGAUCUCCUGCGUAUGGCCGCUUCCUGGAGGGUCUUGCCAGGCUCAUUGAUCUACGUGGCCAGGUCGAUGUGUAUGCUGGAGGUCUGGAUCCGGCUGAGGACGGUGAAUACGCGUACGCAUGGUGGGACGACAUUGGGCAAAUCCUCUACCACACAGCUACCCUCAUGCCAUCAUCCGUCGAUGAAAGCUGCACGAACAAGAAGCGCCAUAUUGGCAACGACUACGUCCGGAUCGUCUGGAAUGAUUCGGGCAUGCCGUACCGAUUCGACACUCUGUCCACACAGUUCCAGUUCGUGAACAUCGUCAUCGAGCCUCAUUCACGAGGGGCCAUUGCAGCAUUCUCAAACAAUUUUCAUGAGAACGAAUACUUCCAAGUUGUUGUGCAACGUGCUCCCGGCAUGACCGAGUUCACCCCCAUCGGCGACUUCAAAUUGAUAUCUGCGGAGAACCUUCCUCUGCUAGUCCGCCAACUCAGUCUCCUGGCUGAUUGGUUUGUUUCUGUGUUUCAGCAUACAAAGAACGACACUGUACGCGAAGAAAUGACCACGAACUGGCGUUCGCGCCUCCAGGCGAUAAAACGCUUCCGAGCGCAGAUGUCGGCUUCCGAUAAACCGGAGCCAGCUGCAGCUGGCGACGGCGUUAUGGGACAGGAAAUUUACCGAGAUUUUACGACAGCAUACUAG